Messenger RNA from Varroa destructor (honeybee mite), 4777 nucleotides. RefSeq names its product major facilitator superfamily domain-containing protein 6-like. NCBI's taxonomy places the organism in Eukaryota, Metazoa, Arthropoda, Arachnida, Mesostigmata, Varroidae. Gene Ontology annotation, cellular component: membrane. The record is from RefSeq and is a predicted model, not a curated record.
AUUCAUUAGUCUAACGGCCGCAGCUGUGUAUGGUGCUGAACUUUAUUCAGUCAUUACUCGGCGUAGAUGCACUUUAUAAAUAAACAAACAGAAAGUUGGGAGAAUGUAUAUUGCGACGCUUGAAAAUACAACUAAAUGAACGUUCACAAUAACAACGCCAACAGUCACAGUACAGUUCACAGUCACUUGCGGGCACAUUUUAAUGUGAGGCAUUCAUAUGAAACGCGAUGGCUGUUCUCGAAACAUUUCAUAUUACUAGUUGUUUUUAGAUGACUGGUUGAGCAUGUGUGUCAACAAAGUAAGCUUUCAGGUUAUUGAAUAAUAUAUUUCCGUUACGUGACCGAACGGAACAGGCUGUUCCCUCUCUUCCCAAGGUAUAAAGCCAUCGAAGUAGAGGCGCUUCAGAGUUUGGAAAGCCAGAUUAUCUCUAUGAACUCAGUGUGUUUUAUCGUGCCCUAUGGAUGACUACCGGAUAAAACGAUACAGACGGUACGACGCAGAGGUGAAUGAGAGAGACCAGAAGGCUGACAAUGGCCUAGUGCUGCCUAGUGCAAACCUGCUCUUCCAGAAGCAGCAGCUGAAGCCGCAGGCUUCCUUGUCGGGCCUUCCGUCACAAUACGGACAAACAACAACAUAUCAAUCUCCUCUGAAUUGCCUUUGGGAAUUUUUGGGAAAAGUUCGAUCUUGGAGACAAGGACCACUUAAUCCCUACCAGCGAAUAAGGGAUGUUCACUACGGAGUGUCGGUCAUGGAUUCAACCAAGCGAUUUUUUUCAACCAGAAAAUAGGCUAUGAUUCUGUCUAUAUGAUAAUUAGAUCCAGAUACCGUUUUGCUUCGUCGACACAUAACAACUUCAUGAGUACUUCUUUGGGGUACAGAAGCUCUAAUGUGGCUUGAGAAUGAUGACCAUCAACCGAGACUUCUUGUCUAUUAAGGCACAUUAUUUCAUUUUAAACAGUGCACAAGCGUGUUAUAUAAAUUAUCUGGCAGUGGUAGGUCAUCAGGCUGGUAUUUCAGUAGGUGAUAUUGGUAUAAUAUUGGGGAUUGCUCCACUUGCCGCAGCUGUAUUCAAACCUUUGGCGGGAAUGAUUGCGGACAAAAUGCGAAACAUUACUGCUGUGAUCAUGACGUGCGAGAUUCUCCUAUUGGUAUUCUGCUGGGGUGUGUUCCUGACGCCGCAGCUGUCAACGACUGAACAAGAGUUCGUGAGCCGAAACUUUUCUACCUGUCCAGCCACCUUGUCCUUAGCAGGAUCGAUACCAUUUAAAAAAGGCAGUCAAUGCAAUCUUAACUGCGGAGACGUUUCGAAGCGAUCUUUCAAGUUGAUCCAAGAUGAAAGCACAGACUGUUCUAUGAGUUGUUCCGUGGAAUGUUCUUCGAAUGUUGCUCAUCUAUACACAAGUGGGCUGUUAUUAUACGCAGUUUCUGUGACCAUAACGUUUGCUCUGGGCUCAACUCUAUAUUCGGUGACCGACGCGGCGUGCUACGAAACGCUCGGUGUUGACCAUGGCUAUUUAUUUGGGCAACAGCGACUGUGGGGCACACUCAGUUGGGGAAUUACCAGUCCCCUAGUUGGCUACUUAAUCGAUGCCGUUCCUGACUCCGACAUGAGGAAGUUUCUUCCAGCUAUAAUAGGUUUCACUGUAUUAAUUGUACUUAAUAACGUGCUGCUCUUAUUCACACCACGGUUUAUCACUCCGACAACAACCGAGCACUUUUUCGAAGAUUUGAAAACAAUUUAUAGAAAUGCUCGAGUAAUAAUGUUCACUUUUCGGUCACUGAUGGGCGGUAUUCUGCUUGGCGCGGUGUGGACCUAUUCUGUUUGGUUGCUUGAAAAAUUGAACGCGUCGAAGACUUUAACGGGACUUACCUUCAGUAUGCAGUCACUAGUGGUUGAAAUUCCUAUGUUUUUCAUUUCGGGGUACCUUUUGGAGUGGUUAGGUUACUUCGGCUGCAUGACGGCAACAUUCGUCUGUUUAGCCGUCAAGUUGCUUGGAUAUUCGUUUUUACAGGAUCCUUGGUACGCGCUGCUAAUCGACGUUGUCGGCGGAGGGGCAUUCCCCUUAUUCUACGUGUCUCUCACUGGAUUUGCUAAUAUAUCCGCAUUAGCGGGUACUGCCGGGACGAUGCAAUGUCUUUUUGGCGCUGUCUACGAGGGAAUAGGCGUCUCGAUAGGGAACUUCGUCUGUGGUCGCUUUAUUGAUAUGUAUGGAGUUCGAGCAGCAUUUCAGAUAAUGGGUCUCAUAGCAUUGGCCUGUGUACCAUUCUGCGCGCUUAGUUAAUCUAUGGGACGCAACAAUCAGGCAAGCAAGUACUCAGCGGCAGCAACUUCUGAACUUUCGGAAGACUCGAGUUCGAAAAAAAAUACACCAAACUGCAAGCAACGCGCGUCAAGUGGUUCCGUAUGUUUCAUAGUCUUAUGUUUAGCACCUAGUAUUCUUACCUAUGUCAGUGUGCUAAGCGAAUCAAAUGACAAUCAAUGCUAUUUGUGGCAAAUGGAACAUUCGUGAUAGAAUUCUAUUGGGUUAUAUUCUAAUUAGAACUUCGGAACAGCAAGUUGCAUGAUGUUAUUGUUUAUUAUACAAAAAGUUGUUAUGGCAUAAAAUACUAAACAAUACAUAAAAGUGAAAAUUUGCACUCCCUUAAUACAAAGUGCUUUUUUUUAUACAUAACUUAUCAGUGGUUCUAAUAGUUGUGCUAGGGUGGCAUGCAAGCGAAGAAUGUCCAAAAAUAUGAUAUAUAAAAAAGUGGACGCGACUUGGAGGGAGAAGUCUUUCUUUAGGUUUAGGUGGACUUUCUGUACUUUCUUUCCACACGUUGAAUAGAGUUCUAUCUUACCGGAUAUCAUAUUCACUGUUGUAUUGUUAUGCAUGUAAUUACCUACUCAGUGAAACUCGAGAUUAAAGGCAAAGAUAGUGCUGUCAGUAUAGCUAGGCUAUUGAGAUAAACCGAUUCCAUCGGCAAGCGAUGUGAUACAUGAUGCAAUAAAAAAAUGGCAAAAUUUAGAUCAAUAACAUGUUCCCAUAAAUAGUUUCUUUGGUCUUAAUUUAUAGCUCUGCAAGGGGCUCAAUAUACUAGACAGCCAGUUACAAAACUCACUAUGGUAUGAGAAACCAGCUGGAAAUCCAGCCAUUUAGCUACAUCAUUUUUCUUUUGACCAAAUAAUUGCUCUUUUCACAAUUGGUAGUUGCUGAUAAAGCAAACUGACAAUUUAAAUAUGUUGUAUUUUAUGCCGGUGACCUGCUGUUUGUUCUAUUAGUGAGGUCAAACGUGAAGCAUUAUUUAUUAAAAACAUAACGAUUACACAAAGCAUAAACUGAGAUGCCCUUUAAUUUCGUUUAGAGAACUUAUCGACUGUGAAGCGUAAAGAUUCAGUAAGAGAUGAUGCAGAUUCUCACAUGACGAAAUGCUAUAUCAGGCCUUUGUGAGAUCCAUGUUAGCACUUAUGUAAGAGGCGAAUUUUGAUCCAGUGUUGUAUUUUUUACGUUAGUGAUAUAUAGUUAGAUGUGUUGUAUCUAUCAGUGGAAAAUAGAAAAUAGAGGUUAUCAACAUCGCACAGAUCCGUAAAUUUAACUAGCAAAUGGAAUCUAUUGCAAGCUGCCCAAUACUGUAUAUUCGUGACAAAGCUAGAAAAAAGCUCUGCAUAGUUCCUAUAGCAGUUUUAACUAUUUACGUUGUUUUUUACGUAAUAUAAAAUGUUAUAAUUUUUAGUUCAUACGUGCUUCCUUAUUCAUAAUAUAAAAACACGUAUACGUACGAGCUUUUAUAUUUUAUCGAUAUUCAUUCGCAUACUUAGAUCAGCAUGAUUUAACCAGCACUACAACUCGUAUGUGUACGUGUUUUUAUAUUAUGAAUCAGUAUGGCAACUGCAGCACGUAUGCAGUAAAGUAAAAUUAAAUAUUUUAUAUUAUGUAAAGAAUAACUUCGUUUUAAUACAAAACAGCUACAGCAACCACGACAGUUUUCUCGAUUUUGAUUGUAAAUCAAAAAUCGGAAUUCAUUGAUUAGUUCUCGACAAUCAAACCAUAAGUCAAAGUCGCUCAAGUUUAUUGUGUCUGCUAGCAACUACUGUAAUUAACAGAUUUGAAUCAUGAAAACCGAACUACACAAAGAUGAUAUUAACAUGGAUUGCAUAUACAUAAAUCAACAUUGUAAAAUUUAUAGAUACAUAUCAUUGGCCUAUAUUAUGCCUCAAUGCAUCAUUUAUUGAGAAAACUGAAUUUUUUGGUUCCUUUGGCUAUGAAGGACCUGUGACAUGUUUGGUAAAGUUUUUUAAAUAAUAGCCUUUGUUUAAUUCAUAUCAAAUAUGGCAUCUCCGUCUUCUCAGUACACAUAAAUAACAAGUACGUAAGAUGCAAAUAGUCCGAAGUUAUUAUAAGCUAUCCUAAAAAGUCGAAAGUGCAAUUUCAGAAUAUCAAAUCUCUCUGAACUUCUCUGCGAAAAUUGUGAGCUUUUUCUUGUAUACGUGACAUUUAAUGAUAUCAUGUCCAGAGUCAUUUAGUCUGAUAAAAACAGCGCGUGCUAUCGAUACAGCGAAAAAUGUAUGCGUCUGUUUUUAUUCAUAUUGAAUCAUCUACGUAGGGAUGGCGACCCGCACCAGGCAUAAUUACAAAAAAAUUGGUGAUAGGAUAUCUCCCCAGAGAUAAUUGCUGGAUCGUUUAUAGAAAUCUUUGUCAAGAUUAAUUUAAUUUAGAGCUUAAUGUAAACUGCAGUAAAGUGCCGCGGUAGGUGUGUCCGUCAGCACUACAAUAUAGUUUUGUUUUUCUAUUCUCUAACU